Molecule: messenger RNA, 1480 nt
Organism: Nycticebus coucang (slow loris)
Lineage: Eukaryota; Metazoa; Chordata; Mammalia; Primates; Lorisidae
Gene: FAAP20
Product: FA core complex associated protein 20
Exons: 4
Coding region: 26-577 (183 amino acids)
Biological process (GO): DNA damage response
Molecular function (GO): K63-linked polyubiquitin modification-dependent protein binding; ubiquitin binding
Source: RefSeq, a predicted model, not a curated record
UCCGCCGGACGCGCUCUCGGGGUUGAUGGAGGAGUCCGGGAGGCAGCGCCUGAGGCUGAGACGCCGGAGGCCUCCUUCAGGGGACGGGCCCCCGAGCGGCCGCCCCUGGUUUCUCCAGGAGGGCAACAGCGAAAGCGAGCGGCUUUGGAUCGAGCUGCUGCGCACUGUGAGCCCGGAUCUGACCCUGGAUGGCGAGCCGCCGCCUCUGCCUGCCUUCCCCGGCCAGGAGUCCAGGGGCAGCCCAGAGCGCCCGGCACCCCCCGAGGUCUUCACAGUCGGACCCAAGAUCUUUUCCUGGACGCCCUUUCCACCGGCCCCGGCGGGCCCAGGCCACUCCCACGGGCCUCUUUGCGGGGCAGGAGGACGCCCGGAGUCCCCCACCAGGUCCCCUCAAGUACACCCUGCGCCUGAACCCAGGGGGACCCCCACCUUCAAGGAGCAGCCGGCUGUGGAAGGGGCACUGGCCCUGCAGAGCUGCCCGAUGUGCCAGAAGGACUUCGCCCGGGAGGUGACCCAGCUGGACAUAGACGGCCACCUUGCUCAGUGCCUGGCAGAAAGCACUGAAGAUGUGUGGUGAGCACCAGGGUGUGCAGAGCCCUCGCCAGGGUCCCACCAGAGUCCUGCUCUCAGAUGUGUACACGUAAACUGUCGGUCGUGUCUCUUCCAGCCUGAAACAUGGGCUUCCUUUUACUUUCCUGAUGGUGGCGUUAGGGGGGAUUUGCCACAGUAAGAGCCGAAACUACAUGUGAACUCCUUUUCCUCACAGAUGGAGCAGCCAUCCCGUGUGGGCCGGGCAGACUGGCUCGGGAUAAUGUUUUUCUAGGCACAAGGACAGACAUGGUUGGCUCAUGUCUCACCACUGUUAAUUCCUCAAAGAGAAUGCCCAUUCCUUGUACAGCUGCCAGGUGAGGUCACUGUCACUGUGCUAUCACAUGUCUGUGUCCCCCAAGUCCUCACCCCAAGGUGAUGGUGUCAGAAGGGGCCCUUGGGGCAGACCCCAUCAAGUCAUGAGGAUGGGUGGAGCCUCAUGAUUGGGUCAGGCAGACCCCAUCAAGUCAUGAGGAUGGGUGGAGCCUCACGAUUGGGUCACAGGGUUCUCCCACCCUGUUAACUGAGCACACUGUAGGGAGAAGCUGUCCACAGCCCACAAGUGGCCCCAGAGCCUGACUGUCCAGGGCACUGGAGUUGACUCAGACACCGCUGGGGGCUCUGGGACCUCAGCACUGAGUGGCAAGACUUGAAAGCAGCUUCUCCUCCAAGGGGGACUAGCAGCAGGUGGUCCCGUCCUGUUGAGGCUGACAGUGUGGGUGGGAGAUGGAGCAAAUGCGUCUCUGCAGGGUCUCCUUCCAGUGCUGUCUGGCCGGGCUUGGGGCUGCUCAGUGCCAGUCACUGGUGUCUGCAGGGUCCAGGGUACCAGCCAGGGGGAGGGGCAGGCGCCAUGUGAAAACUCGAGUAAUACUCAGAAAACAAAUCCCUAUUU